AAGUGCAAUACCUACAAAUGGCUGUGUCAUAUCUCACCCUAAGGACUCAGACCUAGAACCAAAGUUGCGGAAUCUUGAAGAUCAGUUGCGGGCUGCCAAAUCUAACAGUACUGAGUGGGAGAAAAAAUUCAUGUCAUUGAAGAACGAAUGUGAUAGAAUUCAAACAGAAGAAGGACAGUUGAGGCGGGAAUGUCGGGACCUGGAAAAAAAUAUGGCAUUGACUAAACAUGACCUCAAAGAGUAUCAACGAAAGUUUGAGUUUGAAGCUGAGACGAAGCGUAAACUAGAAAUGAUGAUAAAGGAGAGAGAAAGACAACUUGACAAUGAGAUUUCUAGAAAUAGAGAUAACGAGGCCAACAAAAUGAAUAUAAAUGAAAGAGUUUCAACCCUGGAGAAAAUGUUAAAUGAUAGCAAAGAAAAAUUCAGACAGGAACAAGAAAAUGCUAACAAAGCCAAGAAACAACUUACAGAGAUUCAGCAGAGAAUGACAGUAGCAGAGCACAGCUACCAGGAACUGAACAGUAAAUACAGUGAUCUACAGAGUGCCAAAUCAAUGGUAGAAAAAGAAUUGAGAGAUCUUAGACUCGCACUAGAGAGUGAAACAUUAAAUAGAAACCAGGCUUCGGAACAGUCAGCUGAACUUCAUGAUCGUAUCCGCUACCUACAGACAGAACUAGAUAAAGCAAAGGACAGAGACAGAUAUAACGCCAGUGAAAUUCAUAAACUCCAAGACAGUAUCAAUACAUUAGAAAAGGGUAAAAAGCAUGCUGAAUUGGAGUUGCAGAACUUUGCAAAAAAGUUGGAGACUGAACGUGGUUCACAUAAAGAAACCGUGGCAAAGUUCAAUCUUGACAAAAAAAAUAUCCUUAUGUCUACAGAAGAGGCAAACAUGGAAGCCAUCAGAGAUAUGCAGCGCAAGCUAGAGCAGGAACAACAACAACGAAAAAUGACAGAGGAGCGCUUGUUGAAUGUUGAGAAGGAGAAAAGUGGAUACACUGUAGAUUUACAGCAGUUACGCAAUCAAGUUCAAUCUCUACAGACUGAACUGAGAAAUGAAGCUGAUAAGUCACGGAACUUGUCGCUUCAAGUGGAGCAGGAGAUACAACGAAGGUCAUUAAUGCAGUCAGAUUACAAGAACCAGUCAGCAGAAGUAAACAAACUCAAAUCAAAAGAUAAACUUCUCCAGUCGGACAUAGAGGAAAUUCAGAAGGAGAAAAACUCCCUGGAAGAAGAAAUCAGAAAAUUGAGAGAGGAUAUGUCAUUAAAUGAUCUACAGAUGAAGGAAUUACAGGAUCAACUUGAAGCUGAACAGUAUUUCUCAUCGUUGUACAGAAAUCAAGUAAAGGAAUUGAAGGAUGAAAUUGAGACGAAAAAUAACAAACUGCAAGACGCACAUGCUGAUCUCAAGAGUGUAGACCAAGAAAAAGAUUCCUUGGGAGGCCAAUUGCAGUUAGCCAUGGCCAAGGCAGAUUCUGAGCAACUGGCUAGAACUAUUGCGGAGGAACAAUUAUCAGAUGUUGAGAAAGAAAAGACAAUGUUAGAACUAGAAAUUAAAGAAAUUCUCUCAAGACAUAAAAGUGAACUUGCGAAAAAGGAUAGUGUUAUAGGCAUGUUAGAAGAAACUAAAAGGGAGUAUGUGAAAAGUGUGGAAUCUUUACAAAAUGAGAAAGAUGACUUAAAUAACAGAUUUAAAAAAAUAGCAGAAGAUUUACGCAACAUGCAGGCUAAGCCUGUAGUUACAGAUGAUUUAGACAAAUUGAAGAAGAAUCUGAUUGAGGAGAAGAUGAAGAAAGAACAAGCAGUGAACAAACUGGCUGAGAUUAUGAACAGGAAAGGAUUUAAUAACCAGGGAACCAAGAAGAACCACGCCUCGGCACAGGAACUGAAGAAGAAAGAGAAAGAGUGCAGGAAGUUACAGCAGGAACUCAGCAUGGAACGAGAAAAAUACAGUAAAAUGGUAGAGAAAUACCAGCGAGAUCUGAGUGAAACCCAAGCUGCAUUGUAUGAAGAAGGUCAAUCACGCAAUAAACUUCAAAUGGAGCUGGACUCUAAAGAUAGUGAGAUUGAACUGCUACAGCAGAAACUGGUCGUCACAAAUCUUGACACAGCGUCUAUUCACAGCGGUAGUUUAGAAGAUGGGGAUAUGUCACUUAGCAUACACAAUUCAAGCAUAUCAUCUACAGCACCAGGAGACAGUCAUAUGGAAGGAUGGUUAUCGGUCCCUAACAAACAGAAUAUCAAAAAGUAUGGCUGGAGGAAACAGUAUGUAGUUGUCAGUUCACGGAAAGUUCUCUUCUACAAUAAUGAAACAGAGAAGCAGAAAGCAGCACCAGUGCUUGUCCUUGACAUCGAGAAAUUAUACCAUGUGAGGUCAGUAACACAAGGAGAUGUUUAUAGAGCAGAUGCGAAAGAUAUUCCAAGAAUAUUCCAGGUGCUCUAUGCAACAGAGGGUGAGAAUAGAAAAUCAGAGGAAAAUCCUCUAGAUAUAAGUUUGCAACAGUCAAAAGCUGGUACUAUAGAGUACAAAGGUCAUGAGUUUCUGGAGUUGCAUUUCCGUACGCCCACCACCUGUGAUUCCUGUAACAAGCCUAUGUGGCAUAUGUUACACCCUCCACCAGCAAUGGAAUGUAGACGAUGUCAUACAAAAGUACAUAAAGAUCAUUUUGACAAAAAAGAAGAAUUUGUAGCGUAUUGUAAAGUAAACUUCGAUCAAAACAUUCAAGCGAAGGAACUAUUACUGCUUGCUGAGUCGUCAGAUCUUCAGAAACAGUGGGUACUACACCUUAGUAAGAAAAUAUCCAAGAAAGGAAUCGUCAGUUCUGGUGGAACAUUAGGGCUGUUGCAGAAAAGAAAAUGAAGGAGUGGCCAUCAAAUAGGAACACAAAGCAGUAUUCGUCAUUUGGGGCCGCCAACCGUGCUGUAAGAUCUGGUUCAUCAGCAACUCUACCUCCAAACUCGAGACCUAACUGACAUUGAUGCUUACACUAACGCAACUUUUAUAAGUUCAGUGGAAAUAUAUUAACAUUAUCUUUGACAUGAAAUAUUUGUCAUUCAAUGCUUCAGUUUGCACCAUUAGAUCGGACUCAUUUGCAACAAUAACCACAAGAAUGCAAGUCCGUAUCUCUGCAUGAUGUACGCCUUUCAUCAAAAUGGCUGUAUUUUCAAACAUGUAUGAAGCGAAUAUGGAAUAAUAUGCAGCUGUUCUGAAACACUGUUAUUGGAGGACUUUGGAAAAAUUGAAACUUAUAAAAAAAAAAAUUGAUAACCUUUGUAAUCUGAAUGAGCAAGGAUGAUCUUUGAAGGUCCAUAACUUUCAGAAAAAAGUCUUACAAGGAAAAAUUAGUUACUUUAAAAUCCAAGCUUAAAGAUCUUAUUUUAUUGUUCACAGUAGCAGAAAUGUUUUUGACCUGAUAAAAAAGAUGGGCAUUGAUUCAUAUUGAACAUUUAGAUUGUCCGGGCAUUCUCUCAUUACUCAAUAAUUUUUCAUGAUAUAUGUGGUAAACUGUUCAAUACUUUCAUCACAAGAAUAGUAACAGUAAAUGGAAUUAUUUGCAUUCAAACUGAUUAUGCAAUUUAAAAUGGAAGCACAAAUACAUACUGCAUUCAUGAAUGUUUGAAUAUAUCCCAUGUUGUUGGUGUAUUUAUGUUAAUCUGCACAUCACCAUAGAAACAAGUGUUACACCGAUUUUCAGAAAAUUUAACCGUAAUAAAAAAUGUUCAAACAUCAUCUCACAGUAUCCAAAUACAUUCCAGUAGUUUUACACAAUCAAUUGUGCU
This is a messenger RNA of Mercenaria mercenaria, 3777 nucleotides long. RefSeq names its product rho-associated protein kinase 2-like. The record is from RefSeq and is a predicted model, not a curated record. The coding region runs from base 131 to 2857 and encodes 908 amino acids. Gene Ontology annotation, cellular component: cytoplasm; cytoskeleton. Gene Ontology annotation, biological process: Rho protein signal transduction; mitotic cytokinesis; actomyosin structure organization. The transcript is spliced from 26 exons. Gene Ontology annotation, molecular function: Rho-dependent protein serine/threonine kinase activity; small GTPase binding. Lineage: Eukaryota; Metazoa; Mollusca; Bivalvia; Venerida; Veneridae.